AUGCGGUGUGCGAGGGCCAUAGCUAUGACGAUGUUGUGGAACCUUUCAAGGUUCAGGUUGCCCGAGGCCAAGGGCUCACAAGUGAAGCGAUCGGUUCAAAACGUAGCAGAUCUUGAACAGAAGCCAUCCCCAGUCAAGCCUGGCCCCAGCUUCAAAACAAUCGUACACUACGGAUACAUACUCCGUACGGAUAAAGCGAAUAGCAACACAGAAAGUGGACGAGCGGCAGUCAAACCAGGGCCAGCACAAGGUCGCAACUCGCAAGCCCGUUCAUCCACCUUGCAGGCCCUCUUAGCGCAAUCAACCCCAGCGCCGACCUCGGUGGUCCCCAGUCCCCCGUCGAUGCAUUUGUUGACAGGCAAGGAAGCACCACGCAGCUGCCCUGCCUUUGCCCUGCCUUUGCCCUGCCUUUGCCCUGCCUUGUUCUGCUCUCCGCAUCAACGUUCCCUUUUAUCCGUACACUACGGAAGGUCGGGUUUGACAAGAGCUCGCUGCACACAGUCUCGAGGCCGAUGCGACGCGACGCUCGUCAAAUCUCCCAAGCUGCACCUCUUUCAUCAACAAUAG
Molecule: messenger RNA, 567 nt
Organism: Colletotrichum lupini
Lineage: Eukaryota; Fungi; Ascomycota; Sordariomycetes; Glomerellales; Glomerellaceae
Exons: 1
Coding region: 1-567 (188 amino acids)
Source: RefSeq, a predicted model, not a curated record